AACCUUUAAAUUUCAAAGUCAAAACAACACAUACCGUCGUGACAUAUACUUCGCGAUAAUGCCAAGUUAUUAUCAAAUAACGAUGCCAAAUUAUCGCUUGAAAAAUCGCAAAAAUAGACAUAAUAAAUUACGAAAAAAUCCAGAACAAAGGAUUGGAAAAUUAUAUGUAAAUUUCGUUCUAUACAUUCUCUCGAGGAAUAUACACGCGAAGAAGGGUGCGUUGCUGCAGUAAUGUCCAAUGCGUCGUCGGGACGCUGAGGUUGAGAGGGGAGAAACGACCGGGAGGACUGAUAGUGCGACCUCUGGUGUGCUUCGAUGUGCAGAUAUGUGUAUCGUGCUAUGCGUUGCAUUGCUGUCGAAUAUGGCGUCGAGCUUGGACCUGGCGGAGUAUUCGUCUCCGGUGAAGCGUCGUAGGGUCGACGACGGCGGCGGUCACGGGAGCAUCAACGAGGUCGCGAUGGAUCCGAUGGCCGGUGAGACAGCCUACGCCAGCCCGAACGACGAUUUUGAAGAAACCCUUGAUACAGAUAGUGAGUUUACGGAACUGAGUGAUGAAUCCAAAUCAGCAUCCAUAUCUCCUGCAACUACAAAUUUAAUAUCACCGCCAUCCAGAGUUGACUCGGUCAGCAAUGAUACUGGUUGUCCAAACGACACCGCGGACGAAAAAGACGAAGUCUCUUCUACUGUUUCAAAUCUCUCGGAUUUAUCAGGAUUAUCCGAUCUUUCCGGGGAACCAGAAAUUGCCCAUCAGUGGCGAAAUGCUUCUUCUUGGGUUCAAAGACAGAUGCUCACUGGUGCUGACCCGAGAGAUCUCCUACAUCACAUUCUUAUGGGUUCCACACAGAUUCCUGAGCAGAUGAUAAUUAACAUGAUGUCGGAGCCUCCUAAGCGGCAGAAACUCAGACACAUAAAUACUUUGACAGACGUGGUGAGAUUGGUUCGCAACAGCAAGAAAAUCAUAGUAUUGACUGGGGCUGGUGUGAGCGUCAGCUGUGGUAUUCCUGACUUUAGAAGUAGAGAUGGUAUUUACUCAAGACUAGCACAAGACUUUCCAAACUUACCAGACCCACAGGCUAUGUUCGACAUUAAUUAUUUUGCUCAAGAUCCCAGGCCGUUCUAUAAGUUCGCACGUGAAAUAUAUCCAGGACAAUUUAAGCCUAGUCCUUGCCACAGGUUCAUCAAGAUGCUAGACAAACAGAAGAAACUCUUGAGGAAUUAUUCACAAAAUAUUGACACUUUAGAGCAAGCCGCUGGUAUCGAGAAUGUGAUUGAAUGCCAUGGUUCCUUCGCUACUGCAUCGUGCACACGAUGUAAAUAUCAAGUUAAAGCUGACGACAUCAGGGAAGAUAUCUUUGCGCAGAGGAUACCCUCGUGUCCGAAAUGUCGUGUUAAUAUGUUACGUUCUCUGCCCAAGAUUAACUCCAACGAAAAUUACCGAGAUCUGGUAUCUCAAGGAAUAAUGAAGCCGGAUAUCGUUUUCUUUGGCGAGGGAUUGCCGGACGCUUUUCACGACUCGAUGGCCAAAGACAAGGACGAUUGUGACCUUUUAAUCAUUAUCGGUUCGUCCCUGAAAGUUCGGCCGGUGUCAUUAAUCCCGUCAUCCAUUCCGUCGCAUGUACCGCAGAUCCUCAUUAAUCGGGAACCAUUGCAGCACCUUAAGUUUGACGUUGAGCUGUUGGGUGAUGGUGAUAUUAUUAUCAAUCAGAUAUGUCAUCUGUUGGGAGAUCCUUAUAAAGAAGUCUGUUGGCAUGAUAAGAUUUUGAAGGAGGUGUCGCAACUUUUACCGGUGCGUUGUCUAUCCGACGACACAUGGGAACAGAGUCAAGAUACAACAACCAACACUGAACUGUCGCGCGACAGCGUGGAAGUCGAUUUGAAGUCUCACAAUGUGUCUUCGACUGAGAGUCAAGACAGUCUGUUGAUCAAUACGAAUACAACGCCACAGCAUGCAGAAGAAAUCAAUAUCUGUGUGUCACCUUUCUAUGGUGGACACGUGGAAAAUACGGAGGAGGGCUUCAAUCUUCUAGGAGAAAGUCCAAAGAGGCGGUCAGGUGAUACCAGUAUAGAGAACAGUCCUAAGAGGAUGAAUUUCGGUAAUACGCGCGAUGCGAAACUCGUGAAUUUCGUUUCAUCGCCGACGAAAGCUAAUGAUGAAUGUGCAAUGACCACGUCGAGGAAUAAGACUCAUGCUGCGUCUACAGAAUCGGCAUCUGAAAACAGUUCAACGGAGGAAUGUCAAGUAGUACCAACGACAGUGUCGUCAGUCUCGUCGGAAGCCGCUUUAUACGAUAACCUGGAGUCGCACAAAUUGUUGGACAACUGUGAGCAACCGAUCGAGUACGACGAUAUUAUGACAGUAGCAGAUGUCAUUGAGUCGGACAAGACGAUACCGAAGCCGAGGCAAGCGUCGGUAGACUCUGUACUGGAUUCUGGUAUAGGCGACAGUUGUAACAGCGUCGACAGCACGGAGAAGUACGCGAUGACCGAGUUGAAAAACAGAACAUUAGAAGGACAUUGUUGGCAACCGAAGAUCCGAGAGAGUCUCGCUAUCAGACUACCAGAAAACUCGUAUUAUCAGAUGAAACUAGGCAGAUACAUUUUUCCUGGCGCGGAGGUCUAUUCCGAGCCCGAGGAUUACGAUCAAUGCUCGCUGUCGGCGAAUUCCGAGAGCACAGACAGCGACUGUGACUCCUCCUCGGGUGAAGAGGAAGAGGACGAGGAGGAGGAGACAUGCGCCGAUGACGAUCUGUCGGAGAGCGCAGAUCCCGACGCGGACUCUGACAGGCGAAACAACGACGCGAAAUGGACAAGUAAUUCCUACGGUGUCAGGCAGGAUUAAAGCUCGAUUGUAGCGAUUAGUUUUGGGUAAUUAUCAUUCUAUCGACUCUUAAUCUGUGUCGACUCUCACCGACGAAGUCAUUGUGUAGUAUGAUAGACGGUGCAAUUUUUACCAGCUCGCAGUUCGUUUGCAACGACGAGGAUAUACGUUGUAUGUCGUUCGUAAGUAGAAUGGUUAAACCAUGGGUGAGCCAUCUGCUUUACACUGUGAGACUCAUUGCGAAGAUCAGCUGGAAUCCUUAUUCCAUUAACGUUGAGUACAGCUGUGAGAUACUUCAAUUGUCUUUGUGCUUUGUAUCUGUCGGAGGUACAGUCGUGGGUAGAUACAAUCAGAGUUUCAUAUUGAAGUCUUUAUUUAUUCGUGUAUCGUGUGCGAUUUAUCAUCAUGUGAUCUUGGAAUCUUAGAAUAUUUUCAAAUCUAUGCACGCACAAUGUAUUAUAAUUCGAUGUAUUAUUGGUUUUACUGUUCGUAAAUUGUGCUAAAUUUCGUGCUCAGUUUCUCGAAUUUGUCUCUUGCUUUACGUUUAGGAAUCUUCGUUCGUUUCUACUUCUACGGUUAGUGGCUGCGAAACGGAAGCACAUCGAUAACUAUUCGUAUCUCACGUGUUGUCCAUGCAAUCUUCGUCUGUGAAGAUUUUGGAAAUUAUCGAUAUUGCUUUCAGCUUAAAAAUGCACUAUCUAUAAUUAUUUCUUUUCCUAAUAAUAAUCUACUAAGAGAGUUACUUCAUACACAUGAGAUGUACAUACCGCUAUUUCAAUCUGACGUUCUGUCACAAGUCAGAAAGUCAGGAGACACAACAUUAGCGGAAAUUAGAUUUUGUCUUAAUUAAGCGACGAUAACGUGUAAAUAUGAGAUUAAUCGUAAACGUGUAUUAGCACAGUUAAAAAUCGCGGAUUGUUGAAUCUAUGUGAUGUGGGUGAAAUGGUAUUCCAGACGGUAAAUCCGUUCGUUUUAGCUGCAAUAUGGUCUCUUCUGCAUUUAAAAUGAAACAAGUUUACUCACCACAUUUUGACGGGAGAAAGGAAAAAGUGAGAAAAAGGGACAAACGGGAGGUGCAAAGAAGAGUAGUGAGUAUAGCUAAAAUUGACGGAUCCAAUUGAUGCAUUUCGUGAAAAUGAGAUUUAUUAUCUUAUUUUAUUAUAUCGGAAUAAAUGUAAUCGCACACCUUUACGCAUGCGAGCACACUUACGUGACAUGAAGGUGUCAUGUUAGUUUCUUAGGAUUAUAAAUUCAUAAAAUCGUCCAAGACGGACAGUUUCUUCAUUCGUGAUCUUUGAUUGAUUGGUUCGCGAAUGAUAUUCAAGCGAUAUCUUAUUCGAUGAGAAAGCAAGAGUAUGACAAAACACAUGCAGAAUCUGCUAUAAUAUUACUAAAUAAAAAUAAAAAAAAAAACUUAUUCGCGACGCUGUGUCCGUCGUUAUGAAUAGAAUCGCUAGUAUUAGUCGACAUCUUCUUUCAAUGUUACUUGAGGAAGGAAAAUAAUAGCUAGUUACAAAUCAUAUAUAAUUCUAUUAGCCUUGAAUUCAGCUGGGAAAUUUCAGUUCCUUCCUUUUCGUGCGCGAUUUUCGGUUACACGAGAUAGAUCCCGCCAGAUUUAUCCAUGCGAGCACUUGGAGCACGAGCAAUUGGACCGAGCUUUCGACAAAUGGGAAAAUAAUAUCCUGCAAAAUCGUAAUCGGUCCAAACAUGUAAUCGAUGAUCACUGAUUCUAUCGUACAUUAAGUUAUACUAGUAGCUUUUUGCAUCACAAUACGGAUAAUCGUCAUAGUUUGGCAAUGGACACUCUUUUAGACUUGUUAAGUUCAACUUUGUUUCAUUGGAGCACGGGCGAAUGUACAAAGCAAUGUUGGAUAGCUUCGCAUUGCGUGUUAUUUUUAUAUGAGCAAGGAAAAAAGUAGAAUAGUGAAUUUACAAGAUUAAAAACAAAAUGACGCAAUAAUCUUUGACAAACCGUUGUUAAAUGCGGUCUUAUCCGUAAGACAGAUUCAUAGAUAAAAAGGAGAGAAGAAUAGUAUAACUGAACACAGGGAGUGCACGGCGUGUGGGAUCCGUGAGGAUCCGUGAGAUUUGCUAAGACAUUUUAUAUGCACAUAGGGGAACGGUUCUGUCAAAGACAUUAUUGCAACUUAUCUAUAAGAAAUAAAAAAAAAACGGUUGUGUGCAAGUUAUAUAUAAUUACAAUGGACGUAAACUUACUUUGAUUCAAUGCCACCGCAUUGUAUAAGUAAUGUUUGAAAUAACGGCGAAAAUUAUGUAAGCGAGGGAGAGACUUUGUGUGUGUGUGUGUGUAAGGGAGACAAAAAGGAAGAGAGAAUGUGUUUAAGAGAAAAUGAAAAAUAUUAAUAAAUCACGAGAUAAGUAACGCAUGUGAACACACAGUUCUAAUAAUGUGACAUAAGAUUUUAUUUUUCAUUUAUUCCGCUACACACAUAAGAAUUCUACACGGAAGAAUCAUUUCGAUGUAGAGAUACUUUCGCUACAGCGGCAAGAAGACUCAUUAGACAUGUUCGCCCCCGUAAAAUAGCAUAAUUUCUGUUCCUUACAGUAAGAGAGAGACGGUUUUAUAAUAAGAUUAGACACGAGAAUUAUUAAUCUUUCGCCUUGUAAAAACUGCUUUAUUUAUCAUUGUUUUGAAUGACAGCCAGGAGAAAGAUUAGUAUAUUAUUAUUUGGUAAAUUCUCUUUAUUUAUUUAAUACACAUAUAUAUAUAUAUAUAUAUAUAUAUAUAUAUAUAUAUAUUUGUGUAUGUCAUGUAACGUGUACAUUUGGUUGCGAAAAACGGUUUAGACACAAUAAAGUAUCAUUAAAAUAUCAGAUUGUGAGGGUGCUAUUGCGGGUUUGCGCAAUAAUUCGUUGUGAUAGAAACUAAAGUGAUUAUAUUGCGAGACAUCUCCGUUAUAUACAAUUGCAAUAGAGAGAGGAAUCAGGGAAAACAUAAGUAUUUUUAUUAUAUCUGAUAGAUAAGAAUAUAAUUAUCUGUGAGAUAAGAAUAUAAUAAAAUAUUUAUAUCGUAUAUUAUAUAAACUAUAUUAUACAAUAAUUAUAGCGCAUAUUGUCACUUUGGCUCCUCUUAUAACCGAUUGCGUAGUCUUAUUAGAAAUGUCUGUCAAUUAUGACAAUUUACCGCGUUCUUUAUUGUAUUAUGUUUAAAUCGUUUUGCAACCAAAUGUACACACACACACACGUACACACACAUAUACACACGCGCGUACGUAUAAGCGAAUGAUUGAUUUCCUGAUACCACUCAUAUAAUUUCGUAAAUCCUCGAAAACUUCGACUCUCUGCGAUCGACUAGAUACACAAUAAUAAUAUAUAUAUAAUUAUGAUCAUAUCCGUCAGAUAAUAAUCGCGCAAAAUAUAUGAUUUAGUUUCACUUGAGUUUUUUAUCUUUUUCUUUUUUUUUCUUUUUUUUUUUUUUACUUAAUUCUUUACUUACGCGCCGGGGCUACUUAAAAGAGAGUUGGAGCGUGUGAUCACAAGAUACAUCGAUCGAACGUCAUCAUGUUUUUGCCGUAUGAUUAUAUUUAUUUUAUACAUAUAAAUAUAUUUUUUAUAUGUAGUAAAAACAAUUAUAUAUAAUGUAGUAUGUGUGCAUGUAAGUAUGUGGACGUACGUAUGCGUGUAUGUGAGAGAGUUGUGUGUAUGUCUAUUCAGAGAGAGCUGUCAACUCAUGAAGGUUUGACAAUCAUACCAACUUUCUUGCGCGGUACUGACUUUCUGUAUAAAUAUACGUCGUCACAUGUAAAUAUUUAUUAUUUUUACUGUAUAUGUCAGUCGCAGGAUUUGUCGCACCACCUGAAUUGAACGGGAAUGUAAACGAUUAUUUUGGAUUCGAGUCCGAUUUAAUUGACCGUAUCGUAAGCUAUUUCCCAAAUUUUUGUGCUGGCGCGACAAAACAAGGACAAAGUUCUGAAUUUUUUAUAAUUUGUUAUUUAAUGUAAUGACUGUUAUAAAAAAAAUGUUCUUUAUUACACACGUUGUAAGUUUUCUGUUUCUUUGGUAUUACUAACGCAUAAGCUUAUCUUUUAAAUUAAACAUUUUUCUAUGAUAAAA
Molecule: messenger RNA, 6892 nt
Organism: Odontomachus brunneus
Lineage: Eukaryota; Metazoa; Arthropoda; Insecta; Hymenoptera; Formicidae
Gene: Sirt1
Product: NAD-dependent protein deacetylase sirtuin-1
Exons: 11
Coding region: 239-2839 (866 amino acids)
Molecular function (GO): NAD+ binding
Source: RefSeq, a predicted model, not a curated record